Messenger RNA from Scatophagus argus, 6790 nucleotides. It is a transcript of the gene ptpn12, whose product is annotated as protein tyrosine phosphatase non-receptor type 12. Bases 521 to 2914 code for a protein of 797 amino acids. The transcript is spliced from 18 exons. NCBI's taxonomy places the organism in Eukaryota, Metazoa, Chordata, Actinopteri, Scatophagidae. The record is from RefSeq and is a predicted model, not a curated record. Gene Ontology annotation, cellular component: cytoplasm; nucleus. Gene Ontology annotation, molecular function: non-membrane spanning protein tyrosine phosphatase activity. Gene Ontology annotation, biological process: peptidyl-tyrosine dephosphorylation.
UCCGGAUGUUCCCCAGUAGCGAAUAACGAGCAGUAGUGUGUGAAUGUGGCAACCGAGGUAGACAGGGAGGGGUAGAUAGACUGACCAGACUAGGUUUUUUUGUCUUUUGUCUUUAUUUUUUUUCUUACAGAGCCAGUUGUUUACAGUCUAUGUUAGGCCGCGGUGUUGAACUUGUAUGUUGACCAGGAAACCCGGCCGCUGCUGCUUUUCUUUGGGACUAACGUUAACGUUGUGAAAACAGCCCAGAAGAAAGAGGGAAAGGGAGAAACAACAUGGGGCGAUAAUAAAAAAAAAGAAGGUGUUGUGUUGUGAACCGACGAUGACUCUCUGGGAGGAUCCGUGAAGCUUAUUUAUUUUUAUUUAUUCCUCCCUGUUCCCUUUCCCUUGUGUCCUGUUGUUGUCUUUUAUUUUUGCAUUUUCUCUCCCCUUGCUACUUCGGGAGGUUGUUUUUUUUUCGUUUUUUGUUUUUUUUUUUAAGAAAAGGAAAAGGCACCGGGAUUCGUUACAAGAGGACCGAAGGAUGGACCAAGCCAGCAUCCUGAGAAAGUUUAUCCAGGGGGUGAAGGCCAUGAGCGAGGGGGACGAGGAGAGGGGAGAGGACAACUUCGGCAGCGACUUUAUGAGGUUACGGCGGUUAUCGACUAAAUAUCGGACGGACAAAAUCUACCCCACGAACGCAGGAGAGAAGGAGGAGAAUGUCAAGAAGAAUAGAUAUAAAGAUAUUCUGCCAUUUGAUCACAGCAGGGUGAAGCUGGGACUAAAAACGACCAAUCAGGACACAGAUUACGUCAAUGCUAACUUCAUCAAGGGUAUGGAUGGCCCAGAGGCCUAUAUUGCAACUCAAGGCCCGCUGCCGAACACUGUCAUCGACUUCUGGAGGAUGAACUGGGAGUACAAUGUAGCUGUUAUCGUGAUGGCUUGUCGAGAGUUUGAGAUGGGAAGGAAAAAGUGUGAGCGGUAUUUCCCAGUGUUUGGGGAGAAGCCCAUGAGUUUCGGCCCUUUCAUAAUCUCCUGUGAAUCCGAGCAGGCCAGAACGGACUAUGUUAUCAGGGCUUUGGUGGUGGAGUAUGAAAAUGAAACUCGGAGGAUAACGCAGUUCCAUUAUAUGAACUGGCCAGAUCACGACGUCCCCUCAUCAUUUGACUCCAUACUGGACAUGAUCGGACUAAUGAGAGAAUACCAAGAGCAUGAUGAUGUUCCCAUAUGUGUGCACUGCAGUGCAGGCUGUGGGAGGACGGGUGCUAUCUGUGCUAUCGACUACACGUGGAACCUCCUCAAAGCUGGGAAAAUACCAGAAGAUUUUAAUGUAUUUCGGUUGAUCCAAGAGAUGAGGACGCAGCGACACUCUGCUGUUCAGACCAAGGAGCAGUAUGAGUUAGUUCAUAAAGCAAUCGCUCAGCUCUUUGAAAAACAACUUCAGCUACUGGAGAGCCCCACCAACACGCAGAUACAUGAUGGCAUGGAUGAAAGCAGUCCAGAUAAAGCAGGCCACCAGUCAGAUGAUGAGAGAUGGGACACACCACCUCCAAAACCUCCCCGUAUACGCAGUUCCCAGGUGGAAGGUGAUGUGAAGGAGGAAAUACUUCAGCCCCCAGAGCCUCAUCCCGUACCCCCCAUUUUGACCCCGUCUCCCCCUUCAGCCUUCCCCACCGUCACCAACGUGCGGCAGGACAACGACCGUUACCACCCUAAACCUGUCAUACAUGUCCUUUCUACCACACAGAAUAAGGAAGUGGAUAAGCAGCAGAACCAGUCAGAACCCAGUCCAAACAAGCAGACGAGUCCCUCAGAGCAGAAAGACCAAGAUCUACUCAGUCAAAAACAGCAGACUCAGGUCUCAAAUCUAGAUCUCAAUGACAACUAUAACAACAAAUCAUCCUCGACGUCGAUAAAAUCAGAAUCGGGCCAAACCCAGACUCCCUCGUCGCCCCUUUCUCCAGUUGUUGAAUGUUCUGGUGCUCCUCGGAUUGAGAGGAAGCUGAGCAUUGAGAUUAAAAAGGUGCCGUUACAGGAAGGACCUCGUAGUUUUGACACCACCUCCUCCAUGGGAGUAGCAGGUGGAAUCAGCAGCAGUUCAGCCAAUAGUACAGGAAUACUGCAACGAAGCCACGCCUUUAAAGCCCGUGCUGGCCAGUCCCUGCUGACAUCUAGCUCCUCGCUGUCAGAGGACUCAGGCACGGAGGGAGGAGGAGGUGGAGGAGGUGGGUGUGGGGAGAGUCACUCAGACGGGGGAGUCCUAGCCAGACCGAACCACCUCCCUGUGAAGAGUGAGAAGGGGGAGACACCUGGAGGGGAGAGAGCAGACGCGAAGGCUGGCCAUGCAGCAUGGGCUCAGGCCUGCAACAGCCCAGAAAAACAGUGCUCCAAAACCUCCUCCUCUUCCUCCUCUUCAGACCGUGUUGCCCCGUCGUCCUCUUCCUCCUCCCACAUCUCCUCCUCCUCUUCCUCCUCCUCGUCCACUCCUGUUAGGACUGCUCUGAGUUUCACCAACCCCCUACACUCCGACACCUCGGACGAAGAGGGGAAUGGAGAGGUGUCCGGAAGCAAGGAGGGUUAUCGUCCUAAUGUGUCCACCGUCACGGCCAUGGUAACCGCAUCCCCUCACCAUGGAGACCAGCAGCCGGUCAGGAAGGUGUUGCCCAUGUCGAUUGCAGGGCGAAGCUCUCCAUCACCCUCUUCAACCACAGCAAACUGCUGGGACAGCGAUGACUCCCCUCCCCCCCUCCCUGCGAGAACACCUGAGUCCUUCAUACUGGCCACAGAUCCCCUGGAGAUGAAGACUUCAGCCUCAGCUGAAUGGAGCAGCUCACAUAAAGAUGUGUCAGAGUGUGUUAAGAGGACAUCUUCAGCUGACCCCGCAUCUGCCAGCACCACAGCAACAGACAGCAAGGCAGACCUGGGUGGGGUUCGGUAACCGCUGCAUUCAGCCCAAAGGCCCUCGGGAACCCCCCCUGGAGUGGACGUGACGGAAUGAUCCGUCUGCCCUUCUACCAACAGUGUUGUCGGGAAAUGGACUCUACCCAUCUCACCUGGCCGGCCCAAAAACCAAGUUGAUAGAUGACAGUUUUACAUAGAAACACCUUCUGUGUAACUCUGUACAAACACCUUCUCCAGACUGAGCUCCUCCUCCUCCCCCCUUCUCCCCCUCCUCCUCCUCCUCCUCAGUUCACUGCAGAGGAACAAAGCAGAGGAACACUUACUGGUCAAGUGGCUUGUCCAUUUUAGAACAAAGCCCAGGUUUUCCUGUUCAGCUUGCCAAUGUUAGAGGUCUUGACUUCUCUAAACGCUGACCUGGGAUCAGUCUGUUUAUUUUCCUGUUAAUGCUUAAGAGAUAAUUCCUGCCCCCCCCCCUUGUUUUCUUUUGACUUGAGAGUAGAUUCAGUUUUUCUCUCUCAGCUGUAAACACAUCACUUGUCCAUUCGGAGGCUAAUUGAAGAGGGAUGUAGGUGUGUGUGUGUUUUAAAUAAAAAGUGUUUAACAGGGAGAACAUUUUCUUUCAUACCAAAUGAGGAAAAAAAGAAAGUUUUUCAUCAUAAAUCAGGAAUUAUCUUUAAUCAGAAAAGCUACUGUGGGAAACUGAUUCCUGAGGUUUAACUGGAGUCCCAGAAGGCAUCUGCUUCCUCCUACUGAAUGAACAACAAUCUUCAAAGCUAGAUAAUCUGUUACCCAUGAUGCAACCUUUUCUGUUGGGUAUGUACAGGUUGCCAGGGUGCUCUCUCUUUCUCUCUCUCUCUCUCUCUCUCUCUUCCUGUUUCUCUCUCCCUCUUUCUGUGUGUUGGUGCUACAUUACAAAGGAUCAGCACAGAAACAGAAGCACUCGAGUUGACUGUUACCAACCCGUUAGCUGCAGUAAUGUCAGCGCCGAUACUUUCGUUUCUCUGCUGACCUCCCUGUUCACCAGAGUCAUAGACUGAUAGUUUGGUCACUGCGAUGGUCAGUGAGAGUCUCGCCCUGUGGAUAACGGACAGCAGGAUGUUGUUCAUUUUGGGAAAAAAUGCCGGGAGUUAGAUAAGACGUUUCAUGCCAGUGUUGUGUCUGUUAUGGUAAAUAUGGUUAGCUUAGCUUAAUUUAGAGACUGGAAACCGCUAACCUGGCUCUGUUCAAGCAGAAUUUACCUAAAGGCACCUUGGCAGCUCAUUAAUUGUCAAGUUGUAUCUCAUUUGUUUAAUCUGCACAAAAACCAAACGGUAAAAAUGAUGGAUGGAUGUUUUAUGAUGGAUUAAAUUCUGGACUGUUUCUUGGUGGGGAGCAAUGACAUUAAAUUGCUGUGUGUUACACUUUGGUUUUGGCUCUGUUAAACAAAUGAGAAGUAAAGUGAUAAGUAGCUGUAGAGGUGUGUGUAAGGGGACUUUACUGCCUUUGAACACACCUGAGCCUGCUGGUCUUAAUGCUUUCAGUCUUCUCAUCAGCAAGAAAGCAAACUUGCUUAUUUCCCCAAAUACAAAUACUGUUCCUUCAAAUGUCUGUUCAGUCGGUGGCAGUGGACAUUAAUAAUCAUGUUGACAACUUUGGGCUUAGAAAGCAAAGUUGCAUGCAGAGGUAUUGAAAGUGAAACUCAGGAGUUGAGUAAAAAGGGAUAUAAUAUGGUGAAACGAUGUAAGAAUUUGUAAUGGGAUUUUAGUGGUAGAUCGAAUUAAGCAGAAGGUCUGUUGAUGAUCGCACGAAUACAGAUUGGAAAUGACUGCAGUUAAGAUUCUGCUAUUUACGUUCACGUUUAAUGACCUCAUACCACAACAGUAAUGGCCAAACUCAUCAUCUCUGUGGCUCUGGCUCUCACUGCUGGGACCAUGAGUCUGCCUUAGUCUGCCUCUCUGAGAUGACAGUCCUACUUAAUUUCUCUCUUCAGUUCAUUUCUCUCUCUGGGUGCAUUUGGCUUCUCUUGGUCUUUACCUUGGACUCAGUUUUUCUUUUAUUUUCCUGUUGUUGUUCCUUUGCGUUCCUGUUUUCAUCCUCUUCCUUCUGAGGGCCGGAGAUAAACGACCAUGCAAGUCAGUUUACUCACAAUAAACCUCGGUGUUUCAUAGCAGCAGUUAUACACCUGAAACUCUUAUUGGAUUUUUUUUUUUUUUAAUUACAUGUAAAAUCUAGUUCAGGGUAGAGGGUCACAGUUGGGUCAGUGUGUCUAAGUUACUUAACUUGAGUGUGAUUUAUUACAGGAGACACGAUAUCUAAAUUGAAUUGCAUUACUUUUACAUACUUGAAUAAUAAACACUUGAAUAAAUACAUUAUGACUGUGUAAAAACUCCCCUUUAUAUGUUUGAAUAAACACAUAAGCUUUAUAAGUUCGCAUUAACUUAAUUUGAUCAAAGUUACUUAAUUUAUUCACAUUUACUCAACAUUAUAGAAAAACUUGUGAUGCUUUACACUGAACUUAUGCAAUAGAAUGAAAAUGUUUUGAGCAUAAUAGAUUCUUUGAGUGCAGAUUAUUAUAAAGCCUUGUUUCCCAAAACGACCCACUUCUCUACAAACAGGACUUGCAUGGCAUCUAAUUUUAAAAGUUUAAAAAUCAGACCAAACCCGCUUUGUAUGCGAGACAAAAGAUCCAAUAAGACGACAGCAGCAGGACCCAGGACUACUGUUUUCUUCUGAUUUUUGUUGUUCUCUGCUAACUUCUCCUUCAUUAGCUACCAUAACUACACAGUAUAUGCAUUGUUUUAUAAGGUUAAAGAACUGUACAGGGUGGUUUAGGUAUAUAAUAUUUCAGAUUUUUUUGUUAUCUCUUGAAUAUUCUUAUUAACAGAAGAUGUAAGAAAGUCAGUGCAUGAUGGUGAUGAUGAUUAUUCGUUCCCUCUACAACGUUUCCCUUCAAACUGUAAAUUAUUCUGCUGCCCUUUUGGUUUUUGCUCCUGGCAAAUAUCUCAGAGUUUGUUUUUAUUUUUAUGUUUGACUUAUAUGCUUAAAAAGAUUGAUUUUUUUUUUUGUUUGUUUGUUUGUUUGUUGAAUUGGUCGGCAGAGGAAAGGCAUUGCCCCCCCCCUUCAGAUAGCUACAGUGGGCUUCAAAUAAGAUUGUAAUAAUAAUAUUAAUGAUGAUGAUGAUGCUGAUAAUAAUAAUAAUGGUCGUUUUUUGUAAAUGGUAUUUUAAAAGUUAUUUUUGUAUACACGGUUGUUCGUUGCAUCACAAGUCCACUGCUCCCAACCAACCCCAACUUCUCUCCCCUCUCUCCAUCUUUUUAUCUUUCACCCACUUUCUCUACACUUUUUGAUCUUUUUCUGUCUUUCAGCUUGCUCUUUUUCUGCAACACAUGCAGCAGAGAUGGAUCUCGUGCUGUGGGCAAAGGAGCAUCUCGUUAUUUUUCUCUUCUUUCCCUUCCCUCAUAUGUUCCCUGCAGUUUUUCCUCUCAUUUACCCCCCCCCUCCCUCCCACCUCACCUUUUUUUCAUUUCAAAAAGGCUGUCACUUUCAAUGCGUCUGCAUGCCAGCAGAUCAGUUCACUCUGGCAAAGCACUAACUUGCUGGUGGUUCAAAGCGACAAAAUUGGCCUGUAAAGUGAUUUAACAGGCAUCUUGAGAAACAGCCUUUUAAACUUUUUCAUCUGUUUUUUUUUUUUUUUUUAACGUUUCUUUCCAUUUUUUCCCCAACACAUACCUGUAUACCUAUUUAAACCCGCGCACACAAGCCUCGAACUCAGAAAAAGAGCCCACCUGUGCCUUUAAGUGAGAGCCCGCCCCUUUCCCCCCUCUCUCCUCCAAUCAUCAUUAGCGGCGUGAGCGUGAGCGAUGAGAUUCGCUGCUGCUUGCUCAUUGCCUCCUGUGGGACUCUCGUUCACUCCUCCCCAUGCCCCUCCCCACAC